UGCAGGGAGACCCCAGCCACUCAGCCUGAGUGUACGAGAGAGUGUUAGAAAGGGAGAGGCAUACUGAGCGCUGACAACCCUCUAACUUCUCAAUGGGGCUCUGGCUGCUGGUGCUGCUGGUGCUUCAGGCAGUUUGGAAAGGCGCGCUGGGGAAAACCCAUUCUUUGCAUACAAGAGGACUCAUUGAAUUAGCAGGAGCCAUAUCCUGUGGCACAGGACGCAAUGCUUUGGCGUAUCUAGGUUACGGAUGCUACUGUGGUCUGGGAGGACGAGGUUGGCCUAAAGAUAAAGUAGACUGGUGCUGCCACAAGCAUGACUGCUGCUAUGACAAGGCAGAGCGGGAAGGCUGCAGCCCCAAGAUGCUGAGAUACGAAUGGACUUGUGAACACAAUGCUGUGGUGUGCGAUACACUGACAGAUAGAUGCCAAAAAAUGGUGUGCCAAUGCGACCAAGAAGCAGCCAAGUGUUGGGGCACAGCCUCUUAUAACCCACAUUAUGUCCUCUGGCCAGAUUUCUUAUGUGGACAGACUACUCCCACGUGUCAUGUUAGUUAAAAAUUGGGGGACAAGACUAAUCUUCCGGGGACAUUUUUCUAAUUUCUAAGAUACUGUAAUAAAAUUGUUCAUCUUUGAUCAAGA
Messenger RNA from Mauremys reevesii (Reeves's turtle), 638 nucleotides. RefSeq names its product phospholipase A2-like. Gene Ontology annotation, biological process: lipid catabolic process; arachidonate secretion; phospholipid metabolic process. NCBI's taxonomy places the organism in Eukaryota, Metazoa, Chordata, Testudines, Geoemydidae. Bases 93 to 554 code for a protein of 153 amino acids. The record is from RefSeq and is a predicted model, not a curated record. Gene Ontology annotation, molecular function: phospholipid binding; calcium ion binding. The transcript is spliced from 4 exons.